AGAAAUAACUCAAAUAAAAAGAAAUUAUCUGCCCACUUGUGAUCAUGACACAAGCCAUCUACGGUUGAAGAAUGCCAUCUGCCUACACAAAACCAAGUGGCUUCCCAGAAGAAGAGAAGUGAUAAAUGCUAACAUAUGUAGAGAAGGAGAAACAUUCUUAGCUUCUUCUGUAGAGCUUCAAACGCACGCCCAUCAUGUUUCAAUGGCGAUUUGGGAGGUCAAAAUUAUCCAACGCCUUGUCUACUGUGGAGCUCUUGGUACAUAUGGAUUGUGAAGGAUGUGAAAAGAGAAUACGAAGAGCAAUCUCGAAAAUUGAUGGUGUUGAUAGCUUGGAAAUAGACAUGGACAAGCAAAAGGUGACUGUAAAAGGGUAUGUCGACCAGAGAAAGGUCCUGAAGGUAGUGAGAAGAACAGGAAGAAGAGCAGAGUUUUGGCCAUUUCCAUAUGACAGUGAAUAUUAUCCAUAUGCAUCCCAAUACUUGGAUGAAACUACGUACAUGACAUCGUAUAAUUAUUACAGACAUGGGUUCAAUGAAAGUGUUCAUGGAUACUUCCCAGACCAAGCUUACUGCACCGUCCCUGAUGAUACAGUCCAUCUUUUCAGUGAUGACAAUGUCCAUGCAUAUUGUAGUAUUAUGUAAAGUGUCUUAAUCACCUUGCUCUAAUUAAAUCACACUUAAAUGUGAAGUAUUUGAGCUUUUACAAACAUACUUAUAAAAAAGUGAUCCGGGAUUGACCCGGAUAAGGAUCGAGAAGAUCCAUCCAGGUUGA
Populus trichocarpa (black cottonwood) is the source of this 771-nucleotide messenger RNA. RefSeq names its product heavy metal-associated isoprenylated plant protein 45. Lineage: Eukaryota; Viridiplantae; Streptophyta; Magnoliopsida; Malpighiales; Salicaceae. Gene Ontology annotation, molecular function: metal ion binding. The transcript has 3 exons. Bases 195 to 641 code for a protein of 148 amino acids. The record is from RefSeq and is a predicted model, not a curated record.